UCUCUUACGAUAGCUUGCAGCUAGCUAGCCAGUCAGCUAACCAGUCAACCAGUCAGCUAACCAGUCAGCCAGUGAGCUAACCAGUCGUGUCCUCCACAUCGCUGCUGCAUCUUUCCUGGAUGCCACAGUGUGCAGGGUAACGGCGCCGUUAGCUUAUUUAAGUUUCCAAUGGACUACAACAUAAGGAAACGGUGGAUCGCUUUUGUCAAGAGGAGCUACUGUGGAGAGUUCAGAAUCACCACCAACACCCGUCUCUGCAGUUUCCACUUUACCCCUGAAAGUUACAGCAACUAUCACCGGGUAAAGUCUGGAUUUCUGAAGAGUCCGUUGACGCUGGUCAGUGGGGCCGAACUGACCCUCUCCGUCCCCGGCUAGCAUCCUCCUGUCCCGCCGACAGCGGGUGCUUCCAUCACGGCCACCAGGAGAGUGACGGCAGCAUCUAGCUCAGACGGAGUCAAGACGAAUACAUGCUUCCUACAGGCACUGCACUAGUUUAGUUAAAACAACACUGAAGCUCCGCCUGCAGUUCCUCUGACGGCCACCAGAGGCUCCACCAGCGACUCAGUUCCAGAAGAGUCCAUGUUAAAAUGCCUGUCAGCAGAAAUCAACUUGUUCACAGCUGCUUCCUGUAGAUCAUUGAUCCCUUCAUCACAGCUUUAUACAGCUCACUGCUUUAAAUCAUAUCAAGACUCAAAGUGAUGCAUCAUGAGGGGGCGUGGCCUCUGAGUGACACGUAGCUGUCUGCUGCUUCACCUCUCAUGGUGCUGGUGCCGUUGGACCCUUCUGGAGGAUUUAAUCCAGAUAUCAGAACACAAUCUGACUUUAAGAUGAACUUCUCAUCAUGGCUGAACACUGAUAGCUUGUUAGCAUUAGCUAGCUCGGUAGCUUCAGACAGGUGGGCUUGAUGACCUCAUCAGGCUGCUUCAGCUCCACCUGUUGGUUGAGCUGGAGUCCGGAGUCACCAAGAUGAUGACGGUAACACACAGCGGGCAGCUGCUCCACCCACCAUCCUCUGAUGUGACUCCACCCACAGAGGAACUGAGCAACACGUCGGUCUGAGCUGAGGGUGGCGAGGGGGCGGUGCUGACUCCAUUCAGCUUCCUGCCGAUCCUCACAAACUCAGAACCAUCUGUGUUCCUCGCUCCGUCAGCUGUUUGGCUGUGAUGGCAGAACCAGAACCAGAACCAGAACCUGAGAGGGACACUGAGGAGACAGACAUUAGGACUCUGGAUCCAGUCUGGACUGAACCAUCUGUCACCGAUGAGUCAUCUGUUCAGUGGGAACAUCAGCACCUGAUCACCAUAAAGAAAUGUCCUGAUGACCCUCCCAGCUGUUCCAGUCUAACCACUAAGGAGCUGCAGCAGAACUGGAGGGCAGUGAAGCAGAGCGAGCGACCCGUCAGGCUGCUGUUUGAGAUCCCAUCAGCUCGGAUCAUUGAACACACUCUGUCCAAACAUGUGGUGUACCAGGUCGUGGUGAUGCGUUCUGGCAGCUUCGACUCUCGCCGUGUGUCUGUGGAACGCCGUUACAGCGACUUCUCCCGCUUCUACCACAAACUGCUGGAGGAGUUUGAUGAGGAGCUGGAGGAGGUGGUUCUUCCUCGUAAACUCCUGACAGGGAACUUCAGCCCUGAAAUCAUCUCGGAGCGCCGCCUCUCUCUGCAGGACUUCCUGGCUAAACUCUACUCGGUCCGCUGCGUUCGGCGAUCGACGCUUUUCCCCCAAUUCUUCACUGAGCAGGAGCAGAAGCGAGCGCACGGUUUGCUGCGAGCGGGACAGUUCAGGCCGGCCGUCGAGCAGCUGCAGACUGUGUUGGAUAUCGAGGAAAAGCUGUUGCCGUGGCAGCAGCCCACCCUGAUCGUACCUACCCUUUCUGCCCUGGCGGUCUGUUACCGGGACCUGGACGAACCAGAACAGGCAUUCUCUGUGGCCCAAAGAGCUCUGCCUGCCGUCAGGCGCUACAGGCUGAAACACUACAGAGCUGCGCUGCUGGACCUGCUGGUGGACGUUGGCUAUCAGCUGGGACGUCCUGUGGCUCAGCUGCAGGAGGAGCUGACGGUCCUGAGAGAUGCUGAGAGGGGGGAGGUGUCCUCACGCUCCCUGAAAGAGCUGGUGGUCCAGGAGUUCACCUGAGGACCGCCAGGACACACAGCAACAGAACUGAACUGAGGCUGAAACCCGGCCAAUAAACACUCAGCAGCCAUGUUACUGGAUCAGACCCGCCCACAGUGACAGCGUGCUCCAGUGCACAAAGAAGAGCGCUUCAGAUGUGAUGCAUUAUAAGGCUCAGCACCAGGCUCAGCACCAGGCCCAGUAUCAGGCUCAGUAUGUCCCCGCCCAUGACAUUUUGAGUUUAUGAUGUCUCAACAAGGUCAGGAUGAGAUGGAAGUGGAGGAGGCGCCACCUGGUGGUCGGAUGUGGUACUGCAGCUUACAGCUCUGAUGAGCGUUCAACAUUGUCAUUAUCAAUACGUCUGAUCAAUAUUGUUUGUUGUUUUUGAUCAAAGACGUUUAAUCUGCCUUCAUCAAUGAAAAGAAAACUGUUUGUUAAUGUAUUUGUUUCCUCUGUUUUGUCUGUCGGUGAUCAACUGAUCGAUUGAUCGUGUAAUCAAUGCUCCUCGUGUUGAUGUUAAACUGAGGGGCUGAAUUCUGUUGUCAGGACACGACUCAUCAGGUGAGGGGGAAGAUAAAUCACACUGGGCUGUGCAGGAAAAACAAUAGGAAGACUUUUAAUUAUAGUCUCAAAAAACAAAGACAGAAACAAACGUCUCUGACUCGGCUUCAGAGCGCUGCUCGCUCUCUGCUCCUCGCCCGCCUCUCCAGUUCAAACUGGCCUAUCAGGGCAGACCUCUAUAAUGUUGAGUUGAAAAGGUUUUCUUUCACUUGCUCACACCAAUGAGGUCUAAAUUCAUUCUUCCUCAGACUAAGAUACUGCACAUUCACAACUAACACAUGGUUUGUACUUUCUUCAGUAAGUAUCUUAAUUACCUGUCAUGACAUCACACAUCCAUUAUCCAACUGAAACUGAGAACAGCCUUCUCAUACUCAAUACUCAAAAAGACUGCUGCUGAGGCACUUCCUCUUUCUACACCAGCACAAGAUGGCCGCCUCCAAGGACUCCGAAUGUUCUUACUUUGAUGACCAGACUUUUAUAUACAUUGUGAGUAAACAACUUAAAAUACGAUUCUUUGUAUUCAUCAAAUGUUAGUGGAAACAUGAUUUACAUAAAGAAAA
Molecule: messenger RNA, 3232 nt
Organism: Acanthopagrus latus (yellowfin seabream)
Lineage: Eukaryota; Metazoa; Chordata; Actinopteri; Spariformes; Sparidae
Gene: snx20
Product: sorting nexin 20
Exons: 6
Coding region: 1164-2132 (322 amino acids)
Biological process (GO): protein transport
Cellular component (GO): early endosome membrane
Molecular function (GO): protein binding; phosphatidylinositol phosphate binding
Source: RefSeq, a predicted model, not a curated record